AUUAUUUUACUAUAUACUUUUUUUAUAUAAUUUUAUUUUUGGGUGAAAGUGCCCUUCUGAUUUAUUUAUCAGAUGUUACACGCAAUCACCUCUUCCUUUUUUCUUGGUUUAAAAACCCACAACUUGGAGACCUUCAAAACUUGAAACUUCAUUAUUUCAUCUUCUUCCUCCAUCUCCGCUCUUUCCCUGUUUUACAAGCAGCAAAGCUACACUUCCAACUAUGGAAGAUACUAAAAUGGAGGACUCUUCAAAUCAAAGGGAAAUGUCUCACGAAGAAAUGCCUGAAACACACAGCAAGGGUGGCCUCAUUACCAUGCCUUUCAUAAUAGCGAAUGAAUCAUUUGAGAAGGUGGCGAGCUAUGGGCUGGUUCCCAACAUGAUACUGUACCUGAUUAAAGAUUAUCACAUGGGAGUUGCUAAAGGCACCAAUAUUCUCUUUUUCUGGCAAGCUGCUACCAAUUUCACCCCUAUAUUGGGUGCUUUCGUCGCUGAUUCAUAUCUGGGUCGAUUCCUAACCAUCGGCUUGGGCUCCAUUUGCAGUCUCUUGGGGAUGAUACUUUUAUGGUUAACAGCCAUGGUUCCACAGUCAAAGCCUCUUCCCUGCGACCUAAUGACACAGACCUGCAGUUCUCCAACAUCGGCGCAGAUGACUCUAUUAUUCUUCUCAUUUGUUCUCAUUUCCCUUGGAGCUGGUGGUGUUAGACCAUGCUCCUUGGCAUUUGGGGCUGACCAAUUGGACCGAAGAGAUAAUCCGAAAAAUGUCAGGGUCUUGGAGAGCUUCUUUGGCUGGUAUUAUGCAUCUGCAGCUAUAUCUGUUUUAAUUGCAUUGACGGGUAUUGUUUAUAUUCAAGAUCACUUUGGAUAUAGAGUAGGCUUUGGAGUUCCAGCAAUCUUAAUGUUGCUCUCCGCUCUUGUGUUUUUCCUUGCUUCUCCCUUCUAUCUUAAGCAGCAGGCAAGCAAGAGCUUGCUUACUGGCUUUGUUCAAGUAAUCAUCGUUGCUUAUAAAAACCGAAAUCUGACAUUUCCACUUCCAAACUCAACUGCAAGUUACCAUCAUAAAAGGGAUUCUAACGUUGUUGCACCAACGGACAAAUUAAGAUUUUUAAACAAAGCUUGCAUCAUCAAAAACCCCGAACAAGACAUUGCUCUGGAUGGCUCAGCCGCAAAUCCAUGGAGUCUUUGCACGGUAGAGCAAGUGGAAGAGCUAAAAGCGCUGAUUAAGGUCUUACCAUUGUGGUCUACUGGGAUCAUAAUGUCCAUAAAUUUAAGCCAAAACUCAUUUCCUGUGCUUCAAGCUAGCUCUAUGGACAGACACCUUACAAAAAAGUUUCAGAUUCCAGCAGGCUCUUAUGGGAUGUUCAACAUCAUCUCCCUUGCACUAUGGGUUAUUUUCUAUGACCGUGCGAUCCUCCCCAUGGCAUCAAAGAUCAAGGGUAAACCAGUACGGAUUGGUGUCAAACUAAGGAUGGGAAUUGGACUCUUUCUUACCUGCAUUGCUAUGGUAGUUUCAGCCAUUGUCGAGAAUGCACGACGAAAGGAAGCAAUUCGAUCCGGGUUUCAAAACAACCCUACUGCAGUUGUGAAAAUGUCUGCUAUGUGGCUUGUGCCACAGUUUUGCCUGAAUGGUUUUGCUGAGGCCUUCACUGCAAUAGGGCAGACAGAGUUCUUCUAUUCCGAGUUACCCAAGAGUAUGUCAAGCAUUGCCGCUGCCCUCUUCGGACUCGGAUUGGCUGUGGCAAAUGUGCUAGCUAGUGUUGUUGUGAGCAUCAUCGAUGAUAUUACUUCAAAAGGCGGUAAAGAGAGUUGGGUUUCGAGCAACAUAAACAAAGGUCGCAUCGACAACUACUAUUGGGUUCUUGCCAUAUUGAGUUUCAUCAAUCUGUUCUAUUACUUCCUCUGUGCCUGGGCUUAUGGACCGACGGGUCGACAAGCAACAAAAGUUAAAUCGAUGGCAGGAAGAUGAUUUGUCUAAUAUAGGAACCAAGGUUAAAACCUGAAGUGAAAUGGGUUGAAGAUUGUAGAAGAUUACACUGAUCGGAAAAAGCCCUUAUAUUUGUUAGCUUGAUGAUUGCUUUGGAAUGACUGUUGCAGUUCAAAAUUUGUCUACAUAUAAAAUAUAGUCUGGUGUUUAGUGAGUAGGAAAUAUAGUUUUUGAAACCAUAUAACAUCUUUUAUGCAUAUCAUUUGUGUGAAUUUCUUCUCCAAAA
This is a messenger RNA of Gossypium arboreum, 2207 nucleotides long. RefSeq names its product protein NRT1/ PTR FAMILY 1.2-like. NCBI's taxonomy places the organism in Eukaryota, Viridiplantae, Streptophyta, Magnoliopsida, Malvales, Malvaceae. Gene Ontology annotation, cellular component: plasma membrane. The coding region runs from base 221 to 1963 and encodes 580 amino acids. Gene Ontology annotation, biological process: transmembrane transport. The transcript is spliced from 4 exons. The record is from RefSeq and is a predicted model, not a curated record. Gene Ontology annotation, molecular function: transmembrane transporter activity.